Molecule: messenger RNA, 1068 nt
Organism: Glycine soja
Lineage: Eukaryota; Viridiplantae; Streptophyta; Magnoliopsida; Fabales; Fabaceae
Product: phosphoenolpyruvate carboxylase 4-like
Exons: 10
Coding region: 1-1068 (355 amino acids)
Biological process (GO): tricarboxylic acid cycle; carbon fixation
Cellular component (GO): cytosol
Molecular function (GO): phosphoenolpyruvate carboxylase activity
Source: RefSeq, a predicted model, not a curated record
AUGAUUGACCUGAUCUUAGCCCUGAAGAUCGAGAUAUGUGGAUUGAAGAUCUGGUGGGAGAGAAAACUUCAAUAUGGCAGACAGAUGAACUUAGGCGUUCAAAACCCACUCCAGUUGAUGAAGCUAGGGCAGCACACAGGAAAACCACUUCCAUUGACUUGCACUCCAAUAAAAUUUGGAUCUUGGAUGGGAGGUGAUAGAGACGGAAACCCAAAUGUGACAGCAAAGGUCACAAAAGAUGUUUCACUUCUGUCAAGAUGGAUGGCGAUUGACCUCUACAUUCGGGAAGUGGAUGGCCUAAGAUUUGAGCUAUCCAUGAACCAGUGCAGUGAUAAGUUGUCAGAACUGGCACAUGAAAUUCUAAAAGAAGGUAAUGAUGAGGAGGAUCACCAUGAGCACUGGAAUGGAUCUAUGAGUAGAAGUCAGUCAAAACAUCCUAAUCAACAAGCUUCACCACUUCCGACUAAACUUCCAGCUGGAGCUCAUAUACCCUCUUGUGCUUGGCCUGAAGAGGGUGGAUCUGAGUAUCCCAGACACAUGCCAGGAGCUGAUCACAAGCAACCCAAUCACAAGGGUGGUGAGACUUCAAGUUCAACUGAGAGCAAUGGUGGCAGUCAAAAUGUCCGUUCGUCAAUACCAAUUUUACCAAAUUCCAGUUCUUCAUUAGUUUCAAUGACAUACUCUCCUUCUUUCAACUCUAGUCAACUUGUUGCUCAGAGGAAACUGUUUGCAGAAUCCCAAAUAGGAAGGACCAGUUUUCAGAGGCUUUUGGAGCCAAACUCAGAAUUAUCAUUUAGCUCUACAUUUCUCCAGCAAUUAUGUGGAUCUGGGGUGCUAGCUGAUGGUCGACUAGCUGAUCUGAUUCGAAGAGUUGCUACUUUUGGCAUGGUGUUAAUGAAGCUUGACUUGCGUCAGGAAUCAAGCAGACAUGCUGAAACCAUUGAUGUAAUUACAAGGUAUUUGGAUAUGGGCACGUACAGUGAAUGGGAUGAAGAAAAGAAACUGGACUUCUUAACUAGAGAGUUGAAAGGGAAGAGACCACUGGUUCCUCCCAGUAUAGAGGUUUAA